Molecule: messenger RNA, 444 nt
Organism: Medicago truncatula (barrel medic)
Lineage: Eukaryota; Viridiplantae; Streptophyta; Magnoliopsida; Fabales; Fabaceae
Exons: 1
Coding region: 1-444 (147 amino acids)
Source: RefSeq, a predicted model, not a curated record
AUGGAUAGGAUAUGGAAGAAUCUCAAAGGUUGGAAGGAGAAAAGUCUGUCUUUUGAAGGAAGAGGGGUCCUCAUUGGGGCAGUUUCUCAAGCCAUACCCACCUAUUUCAUGAGUGGUUUUCUGCUCCCUAAGGGUUUAUGUGAAAAAAUAGAGAAGGUUGUUUGUGCCUUUUGGUGGGGCAGCAAGGGUAAUAAUAGAGAAAGAUCCAUUGGGCUAAAAAGGAAACUAUUCAAAUCUAAACAUAAAGUUGGUAUGGGUUUUAAGAUUCUUAGAGAUUUCAAGUUAGCUAUGCUAGCUAACCAAGUCUGGCGCUUCCACAAGCAACCUGAAUCCAUCAUUGCUAAAAGUUACAAGGCCGAAUACUUUCCCAAUACGGAUAUUCUACAUGCUCCCAUUGGAAAUAGUCCAAGCUUUGCUUGGAGGAGCAUCCAACAAUCUAUUUAG